GAGGAUGCUGCGCGGAGGCCGCCGAGGCGCCUCUCGCUCGUGACCGCGGCGCCCGCCCCAGGCGGCCGGGCUGUGCGCGGCGGCCGCUGCUCCGUGACAGCGCGAACCAGCGCGGCCCGCCGGACCGGACGAAUGUAUGACAACAUGUCCACAAUGGUAUAUAUAAAGGAAGACAAGUUGGAGAAGCUUACACAAGAUGAAAUCAUCUCUAAGACGAAGCAAGUCAUUCAGGGGCUGGAAGCUCUGAAGAAUGAGCACAACUCCAUUUUACAGAGUUUGCUGGAGACACUGAAGUGUUUGAAGAAAGAUGAUGAGAGCAACUUGGUGGAGGAGAAAUCCAACAUGAUCCGGAAGUCCCUGGAGAUGCUGGAGCUUGGUCUGAGUGAGGCACAGGUCAUGAUGGCGUUAUCAAAUCACCUGAAUGCUGUUGAGUCAGAGAAGCAGAAAUUGCGUGCUCAGGUUCGUCGUCUGUGCCAGGAGAAUCAGUGGCUGCGGGAUGAACUGGCCAACACGCAGCAGAAGUUACAGAAGAGCGAGCAGUCUGUGGCCCAGCUGGAGGAAGAGAAGAAGCACUUAGAAUUCAUGAACCAGCUAAAGAAAUACGAUGAUGAUAUUUCUCCCUCAGAGGACAAAGAUACUGAUUCUACCAAAGAGCCACUGGAUGAUCUCUUUCCGAAUGAUGAGGAUGACCCAGGCCAAGGAAUUCAGCAGCAGCAUAGCAGUGCUGCUGCCGCCGCCCAGCAAGGAGGCUAUGAGAUUCCUGCGCGACUGCGCACGCUCCACAACCUGGUGAUCCAGUAUGCAUCACAGGGGCGCUACGAAGUGGCUGUGCCACUCUGCAAGCAGGCCCUGGAGGACCUGGAGAAGACUUCGGGCCAUGACCACCCUGACGUGGCCACCAUGCUCAACAUCUUGGCCUUGGUGUACAGGGAUCAGAACAAAUACAAAGAUGCAGCUAAUCUACUGAAUGAUGCUUUGGCUAUCCGUGAAAAAACUUUGGGCAAAGAUCAUCCCGCGGUGGCAGCAACUCUGAACAACCUUGCUGUGUUGUAUGGUAAACGAGGGAAGUACAAGGAGGCUGAGCCUUUGUGCAAAAGAGCCCUGGAGAUCAGAGAGAAGGUUCUGGGGAAAGAUCACCCUGAUGUUGCCAAGCAGUUGAAUAACUUGGCCUUACUGUGCCAGAAUCAGGGCAAGUAUGAAGAAGUAGAAUAUUACUAUCAAAGAGCCCUGGAGAUCUACCAGACAAAACUGGGGCCAGAUGACCCCAAUGUGGCCAAGACGAAAAACAACCUGGCAUCCUGCUAUCUGAAACAAGGAAAAUUUAAGCAAGCAGAAACACUGUACAAAGAGAUCCUUACUCGUGCACAUGAGCGGGAAUUUGGUUCCGUGGAUGACGAAAAUAAACCCAUUUGGAUGCAUGCGGAAGAAAGAGAAGAGUGUAAGGGAAAGCAGAAGGACGGGACGUCUUUUGGGGAGUAUGGUGGCUGGUACAAAGCCUGCAAAGUUGAUAGUCCAACAGUCACAACGACUUUAAAAAACCUUGGCGCACUUUAUCGUCGUCAAGGGAAAUUUGAAGCUGCAGAAACAUUAGAAGAAGCUGCCAUGAGGUCACGUAAACAGGGUCUUGACACUGCUCACAAACAGAGAGUGGCUGAAGUCCUAAACGACCCUGAAAACAUGGAGAAGCGGAGGAGCCGGGAGAGCCUCCAUGUGGACGUGGUCAAGUACGAGAGUGGCCCUGACGGAGGGGAGGAAGUGAGUAUGAGCGUAGAAUGGAAUGGGAUGAGAAAGAUGAAGCUCGGGCUGGUUAAAUGACUUGCUCAGCGUCCAUGGCCUAGCUGCCCGGGUGCCUCCCGCCCUGCUCCUGCAUGACGGGCAGCGCCUCCUCCGGCCCCCCCCCUCCAGCGCUGCCCGCUGUGUCUAGCAGCCCCUAGGAGCUUGUCAGAGCUGCACCUCUGGGCCUGGUCAUUCCUUUCGGUGCUGCUGACCUGGGGUUCCUGAUCUCUGUAUACAUGUAGCUUUGCCAGAUGUGUACUUAGUAAUAUCAACUGUAUUAAUAAAACCCAUUUACUGUGUAACACACAUUUAACGAUUAAGAGCGAUUAGCUGUACACUCUGCUAGCAGGUAGUUAGAAGUGUCACACAGGUUUACCGCAGUGGCAUGAGAGUGACCUGUGGACAGUUGCUGAGCUGUAGGAGUAAGGCAUGUGUGCACGUCUGUGGUACUUAGAGAACAUCUGGCCAGGACGCCUGCCCGAGGCCCUGGACAUGCUCAAGUAGACUUGCUGUGUAGUCCUGUGUAAUUCUGCUUUUCUCUACUAAUCUUCAAAAGCUCAGUGAUGUGUGUAUUUGUGUCUUUCUAACUUCUAAUAAACUCACUCCAACUGAC
Molecule: messenger RNA, 2389 nt
Organism: Dipodomys spectabilis (banner-tailed kangaroo rat)
Lineage: Eukaryota; Metazoa; Chordata; Mammalia; Rodentia; Heteromyidae
Gene: Klc1
Product: kinesin light chain 1
Exons: 15
Coding region: 133-1815 (560 amino acids)
Biological process (GO): axo-dendritic transport
Cellular component (GO): kinesin complex; membrane-bounded organelle; cytoplasm
Molecular function (GO): kinesin binding
Source: RefSeq, a predicted model, not a curated record